UCCGCCUCGCAUUCACAGACGAGCCCCGGAGCUUAGAAGUACGUCAGUUACUGUACUUUUCGCAAUGGCUCUGUCUUGACUGUGUGGCUUUUUUUCUUCUCUGAUGAGUAACUCCGCGCGUUGUUGAGACAUGUGUGAGUUUCUGAGGAAAGCCAGUUGACGCUACACCCGUGUUUUUUUCUUUUUUUUUUUUUUCUUCUUCCCCCUUUUCUUGUGGCUCCUGUUUCUGAAGCGGUCCACAGGCCUGAAACAUGCCGCUGCCGGACGGCUCUUUCGCGGCCCUUCUUCUCCUGGUGACCGGGGUUUCUGCUGUUUCUGGGUCCGUUCUACCUCCAACAAACGUGACCCUGAGCUGCCAGGAUUUCAAAGUCACAGCCAGCUGGGCGCACAGCCGACCACAAGCCAGCUUCAAGGUCAAGCUCAACUCCAAUAUACGUGAAGGGCUGCAUGGAAACCAGACCAGAGAGCAUCACUACGAUCUGAGCCACAUCUUCUGGGCACAGAACAGCUGCUUCAUGGACAUCUGCUUCGUCACGGUGACGGCCGUGGAGGGAGACGAGGAGUCUGAUGGAGUCGACUCCAACACGUUGUCCUUUGACGACCUAGAGACGUCGCUCAAGAGAUGCCGUUUAGGUUUUCCUCGGGUCGACGUCGAUGCUCAUGACUCCGGGGCCACAGUGAUGUUCUCCCACCCCGUCCGCUACUACAAGGAGCUGAAGGACAAGAAGCUGCCCAAAUUCAAAUUCAACGUCUCGAUAGAUACAGAGGACCAAACGCAAAAGAGACAAUUUGACGCAACGUGCAACGAUGAAGAAGACAUCUGCAAACUGGAUGUAACGUUCCCCGAGGGCUCGAAGAAGUGCGUCAAGCUGAGAGGAUGGUUGAAAGACCGUUUGGGUGUUGGAGAAAUUGUGUUCAGAGAGACGGACCGGAUCUGUGCCCCUCUUCUAACUGAAAUCCAGAAGAUAAUUCUUUUGGUUGUACUGCUGCUCAUCUUUGUCCUCGCCCUCGCUGCGAUAGUAGCUUACUUCUGUUUCACCAGUGCUUCCAGUGGAUCGGACAUGCCCGACUCUCUGAAAUUCGAAUGCACCGGGCAGGUAAUCGACGUCAAACAGCCCUUGAUUCCCAACCCCGAGCCCAGUGAAUACCUUAAAGUCAGUGUCGAGAAGAGGAAUUCUAAAGAACCAGAACUUACAGAGAGCAUCAGCAGCUGCAGGGAGAAUCCGGAAGAAGACAGGGCGUACGGGACAGACAGCUCUGCAGGUUCCCUGGAGAACGACGAGGCGGAGGGGAGCGGCUGGGAAGACCACUACGACCGCAGACAUCAGCCUCUAGAGCUGGACAUGGGAGACGGGGACAUGAUCGAGGGUUACAGGGGGUAGCGGACUGAGUCCAGGACGAGCUGGUUUGAGCUGAACUCGCGUCUUCCUGCCCUGUCGGAGAUUCAAGGGUCCGUCGAGCUUCCGUCCAGACGGAUCUGAACAUACGUUUACAUCACAGCCGUUUCAGACUGAUUUUAAUGGAAGAAAUAAAAACUGCAGUUUUUUUUUUUUUUUUUAACUUUUUGGAUUGUCUUUACUGAAGAAUCUAAGGAAACUUUACAAAGGAUUAUUUUUUAAUGAUCCAUUUUAAGAAACUCAGGGAAACUGAUCUUCUGGUCUUCAGCUCCCAGCUGGUUUCCGUGUGGUUACGAAGGACUCUGGUUGGAUCUCUGGGAACGUGACCCCACCUCAGCUCAUCUCUGUGGCAUUCAACGAGAUGCUGCUACUGGAUUUUGUUAGAGGGAUCGUUGAGCUAAAUGACACACAGACUCCUUACUUGCAUCAAGUAUUAAUCUUUUAUUUGCCCUGAUUUUAAUUGCUAUAUUUAAUUGUUAUAUGAUGGGAUUGACCGGUAGAAUAAUUGGAACUGUUUAUACCUGAAACACACCUGAAAUCUGACGUUGGAUUUUUUUUUUAAUGAAGAGGCAGCUCAUAGGGGGACUUUCCCCUCCCACGCUGAGAGCACCACGCCUCAAAAACAUACAUAUAAUAAUAGUAAUAAAAGCUCUAUUCAUCUGUCCACGGCUGGAAAAUCUGCUGCUUGACUGGUUCUCAGUGGGAGUGUUUGUUCCUUUCAUGUAAUGUCCUGUUUGCUUUUAGAGAACUGAGCUUGUUGUUGAAUUGAACGGCUGCGAGGUUUGUGCCUCUGAUUGUGUGAACUUUAAUAUAUUGUGAGGUUGAUUUUAAACGUUUUUUUUUAUUAUUAUUUUUUUUUUAUUUGUGCCCGAAACUUUUGUUUUUGUUGUGUGGGAGGAAGGAAUGUCAACGUGACUCUGCCAAAGAUUCUCUGGUCCGAUGUUUUUUGAUUAUUAUCACCUGUGGGAAAAGAACAAUAUCUCAUAGAAAACGUCAUUAAAGUUUUUAUUUUUUUUUU
Messenger RNA from Mugil cephalus (flathead mullet), 2415 nucleotides. Its product is annotated as interferon gamma receptor 1-like. The coding region runs from base 252 to 1382 and encodes 376 amino acids. The transcript has 7 exons. Lineage: Eukaryota; Metazoa; Chordata; Actinopteri; Mugiliformes; Mugilidae. The record is from RefSeq and is a predicted model, not a curated record.